Pisolithus orientalis is the source of this 1451-nucleotide messenger RNA. Its product is annotated as nucleoside phosphorylase domain-containing protein. Gene Ontology annotation, molecular function: S-methyl-5-thioadenosine phosphorylase activity. NCBI's taxonomy places the organism in Eukaryota, Fungi, Basidiomycota, Agaricomycetes, Boletales, Pisolithaceae. The transcript has 6 exons. The coding region runs from base 75 to 1052 and encodes 325 amino acids. The record is from RefSeq and is a predicted model, not a curated record. Gene Ontology annotation, cellular component: cytosol. Gene Ontology annotation, biological process: nucleoside metabolic process.
AGUAAGCCCAAAUGAGUUGGUCUGAUCGCUGAGGGUGUUGGGUGACAACGACACGCAUCGAUAAGUUGAUCGGAAUGCAAGUCAAACUGUACAGUACUUACACCAGCAACAUGACCUCCAAGGACGACUCGAUUCAGUGCUCAUCGGCUGUCAUCGGCGGGACCGGUCUGUAUCAUUUGGAUAACCUUACUCUUAUCGAGACAGUGAACCCAGAGACGCCAUGGGGAUAUCCCUCCUCGCCGAUUGCCAUCUGCUCCCUGAAAUCUGGCACUAAAGUUGCCUUCGUAGCUCGUCAUGGAAGGCAUCACAAUAUCUCCCCUUCUGUAGUCCCAUCCCGCGCUAACAUUGCUGCGCUGAAAUCCCUGGGCGUCCGGGCUAUCCUUGCAUUUAGCUCUGUCGGAUCACUCCGGGAAGAGAUUGUACCAGGACAUUUUGCGAUUCCCACUCAAAUAAUCGACAGGACCAAAGGUAUCCGUCCUGCUAGUUUCUUUGAAGGAACUGCCGUUGUGGCACAUGCGACGUUUGGCGAACCCUUCAGCUUGAAGCUUGUUCGUUGGCUCGAAGUCGAAGUGGGAAAGGCACUGAAAGCGCAUGGGAAUGGCGUCGUUCUGCACAAGGAUAAAUGUAUUAUUUGCAUGGAAGGCCCUCAGUUCUCCACUCGCGCCGAGAGUAUGAUGUACAGAAGUUGGGGAGGGGACUUGAUCAACAUGAGUGUCCUUCCAGAAGCAAAGCUGGCACGCGAGGCGGAGAUCAGCUACGCUCUGAUCGCUACUGCCACCGACUACGAUUCCUGGCGUCCACAUUCGGAGGUAGUGACGGCUACGCAGGUCGUCCAGACCCUCCGGGCGAACGCUGAUACAGCAAAAUUUGUUGCAGCCUCCAUCCUAGAAGAUUUACACGUAGCAGCACUACAGGGUGAUAUACUCAGCGAAGAGACGGGGAGCAUGAAGUAUUCUAUAAUGCCGACGCACACCGAAGAGAGUGAGGAGGAUACCAAGAAGCUGGCGUUCAUCCUUCCAGAGUACUUUCGAUCCAACGAAUUGGCGAAUUAAGGACUGCGGGCGUUGUAUAUUGUGAAAAAAUAGUCGUGUAAUUAUUAUGCAUAUUCUGGAUCGCCUAACGAGAGGCGUAGGAAAUGCCGGUAUGUUGAAACAACGGUUUUCACUGUUCCAAAGUCACGGGCUCACCGACUUGCGAAGUUCCCGGAAAAACAAGCCACGGUCGCGGUCUCUACGGAGCACUUUUGUGGAUAAAGUUCUGGCGUGUUUGACGGUACCAAUCUUGGUCAAUUCUGCGUCUCAAUUUCACGGAAGGGCGGACAGUCAAGAACUGCAAUACAAAUACAGUAGAAAAGGUCGUAAUACAUACGAUUGGGACCGCCAAAAUCCAGUGCAUUAUGAGAAUUUUGCACUAUCAGUAUGCAAUUUAUCUGUUGGGAAAUGAUACCUGAU